Spirometra erinaceieuropaei is the source of this 8938-nucleotide messenger RNA. Lineage: Eukaryota; Metazoa; Platyhelminthes; Cestoda; Diphyllobothriidea; Diphyllobothriidae. The record is from the annotation of a GenBank genome assembly.
AUGCCGAGUCACGCCAUCUCCUCCACUUCGAUCAGCACCGAUCCAACCAUGCAACCGCAGGUUGUCGUUGCCCGUAAGGCCUGCGAACAGUUGGACGAACUAAUUCGCACCCACGAUGUCGUGUUUCUCCUGCUGGACACUCGUGAAGCACGAUGGCUCCCCACAAUGCUUGCUACCUACCACUCCAAGGUCAGUGCCCUGAUGGCAGCCUAGAAUGCCCUUUCCUGAUUGCUGCGGUAUUUGUCCGCCGUCUGCUGCCUACCUGUCUGUCAGCAUGCGUAAGCCGGCUGUCUAUGAGACCAAAUUCAGCAUUACACUAGCAUUAACUGUGCUUCUGCUGUUCCUGUUCAUUCGACUUGCCUGACGAGUCUUCCGCGGUUUAGACUCUUUGAUUUGUAAGAUUUUUCCUAUCCUUUUUACAAGUACUCAGAUCACAUUCAACCCUAAUUUGUUCUAUGAAGGGGAGGCCAGUGCAGGCGGUAUUUUUACGGUUAUUAUGUUUCCUCGGCGCGCCUUGACCUCACUCUGUUACCAAACUUUUGCUCAUUCGAUCUGGUGUUCAAACUCCUAGCUCCGCGAUUUGAGUAUGCUUCGCAUGUGAGACUAUGCAUAAGGCGAGGCGAACUCUCAAUGGCCGCCUCUCCUAAAACUGAGCUUCAAUCCUGCAGUUGGGAGUCCUGUUCUAUUUCCAAACUGCCUUUUCAUUCUUGCUCCCGUCUAGAUUGCGAUUACCACUGCGCUCGGAUUCGACAGCUAUCUGGUUAUGCGCCACGGUCUACCGCGAAGCCCCGGAACUUCUCCCUCUCAGUCCUGCAACCAAGAGGUGGCGUUGAAAGCAUCCGGUGAUGGCCGUUUACGGCAACUUUCAGGCUCGCAGUUGGGUUGUUACUUCUGCAAUGAUGUAGUUGGUCCCUCAAAUGUAAGCUUGGCAUUCCCACACCCCAUUAUCUGCCUCCUGUAGUCCCUCCGAGAUCGUACCCUCGAUCAGCAGUGCACUGUCGCCCGGCCGGGAACCUCUAUGAUGGCCUCUGCGUUGGCCGUGGAGCUUUGUGUUGGUCUGCUCCAUCACAGAGAAGGGUAAUUUGGCGGCUGGUUGUGUUUUUGCAAGUAAACAUUUUUAUUGCUGACGUUUGUCCCCUUGGCUUUGCAUCAGUGUUUGGGCCUCAAGGAUUGUAAGCGCCUGCUACGCCAGCAUUAGCAAACUAUAGCCCUCGCAGCCUGGCACCAGAAUCCCUGCCAGUAGCUGCGCUUGCGCUCCAUGCGGGUAUAAAGUUCGUGAGCAUGGCUGCCCAGUCAUCCUCGUCGUCUUUCUAGCCUGUUGUGGUACUGAGGUUGGUCAAAAUCCUGGUCAAAUGUUGGUUGUAGACCAGGGGGUGUUGUGGUACGCCCAGGUGCGGGUCCGGCCAUGCCAGCCGUUAGUGUUCUCUCCCGCCUCCGGUCUUCAUGACUUUGUAAUAACACCGGGCUCAAGCGGGAGAGGAAGAGGGGGCGGGGUAGGCUAUGCGCAAGUCUACUCUCACUAAUUUAUGCGUAGGUCACUGGGCCUGUUUCACCUUGCUGUGGAGCGCACGUUAGACAUCGUCCGCAACGACUGUUGAACUGUCAUAUCAGUGUUUGUCCAAUGUGGCAUCAAGAUCUGUUCUCUUUUCUUGACUUUCACGGGUCCUUGACCUUCCUAAACCCUCAAUGACUUGGGAAUCCUGAGUUUGCGUGGACGUCCUGCGUGCGCAAUUCUGACCUGCUUAACUUGAUUUUCGUCCCCAUAAUUGUCACUAGUAGACGUUGUCCGUCGGCAUUCGAUGGACUACCUCGAAGACUUCUUUGAAGUCCAUUUAGUAGAUAGCGUCUACCAGCCGCGCCUUAUCUGAUAAAAUCUUCAUUUGUUGAGUAGUCUGUAUUGAGUCCACACGAUGAUGUUUUAAGUGUUAAAAUUAGACAUUUCGAUGACGUCGUCAUAUGCAGUAGCGCAGGGCCCGCGCCAAUACCUGCCGCCGACAACCCGAAAUAACCAGCACUAGGGCGGCAUUUCCGAGUCAUUUUGAAUUCCCGAGAGAGAGAUUUGUCGUCAAAUGCUCCUUCAUACCAACGCCAAGUACACGACGGCUUUUGUGGCAGAGCUGGUGUGCUGAAGUUUAUAUUGAACGUCUAUCAGUUCUUCAUCCCUUAUUCUUGUUUAAUGUCAUUUUUUCCUGCGUACAAUGGUUUACAGUCAGGAAGUACAGGGACCGCUCUCUCGAAGGUUUGAAAUAAAAAAACCACUGAGUGCUGUCCAGUCCAUGAUUACAAUGACUAUAACUAACAAGGAAUCCUUACUUGCCACCUGACACCAUACACACUACCUUCGGAGCAAACUACAACGUCUAAGCCCGUGUUUUUCUCUAGCCUCGAACAACAAUGCUAUUCACUAAGCAGUAGGAUGCGGAAUAGGAACACUAACCUAACCCUAAUCUCCCUGAAAUUUAGCUCAGGGUCACCUGUAUUACGGGGGAAGAGGUUUCUUAUUCCCAUAUCCUACUCGACAGUUCGACCGUCGAUUUCGACAAUGUUCACCGUGUGCUUCACACAAGGUGCAGCAAGCACGGUGACUUGCGCUUGAAUUAGUUUAUAGUGAUAGUAGACUUGCGCAGCAUCUAUCGCACUCCCCUUUCCCCACUCGCCACCUGGACCUAGAGUCAAGAAGACCGGAGGCGGGGAGGCACAUGUGGAUGGCACGGUGAAGCCCACACUUUGGCGUUCCACUCUACACCCCCUGGUUCAUACAGCAAAUGACCAGGUUUUUGACCAACGACACCCCAACAGGGGUCAGAUGGACGAAGACGAUGACUAUGCAGCCAUGCCCACCGCCUGUACGUCCAGCAGGAGCGCAAACGCAUCUACCGGCAGGGAACCAGGCGUCAGGGAACUGCCAGCGCAUCCCAGGCUGCGAGGGCCAUAGUUUGCUGAUGCUGACAUAGCACACGCUUUCAGACCCUUUGACAUGUCCUACCCAUUAGACCUAAUUAAACCACUGGUUCUGAUUACUAGUGUCAUCUGAUGAGACUGAAAGGUGAGUAGAUUAUGUCCCAACAGCCAAACCCAGUCUAGAAGUCAGUAGUAAUAAUACUGCCAGGAGGCGCCUCCCAAAAGUCAGCAUGUCAUUUGGACAAUAGUAAUAGUAAUAAUAAUGGACUUCUCCCAUGCCCUAUAACGAAAGUGUCGGUCUAUCCGCACCUCAUCCGGACUUCGUUUCUAGGCAUGUACCAGUACUGUUCUUGAACGCAAAAUUAGAGCUUUGUUUACGCCGCGGCAGCAUAAUUCGCAGGCAGACUCGCGCCAUUACGACCUUCAGGCCGGCUGCCGAAUAGGAGUUGUGUGUCAGUAGGUAGAGCAUUGCAUUCUGUACGGAAUGAUUGGACAUUGGGCCGGAGAGAAUUGGCAGCCGGAUGGGGGCUCUCGUCCGUGUCUGCACCGGCCUCGAAGUUAAUUGGUCAAGAACCAGACUGUCAUUUGUAGGCGCGUGCAAGUUACGCGCAAGAGGCGCAGUUUUCGAGCAGGGUCUCGGCAGGCUUAGUGUUGGAACAGGUACUUACUUGGUACGGCUGCGAUCAUUCCAGAUCUAGCCGGCCUCGAUGAUGUCCGGAGCUGUACCUCUCCACGCCUGACGAUCCGCGGCAGCAGAUCUGGAUCACUCAACCCAUUCCCUUCGCCAACGACGGAGACCAAAUACCGAAGGUCCAAGAAACACCUCCAUGACUUGACGAACUGUGUCGGGCCAGGUUUUGAUUUGACCCCCUCUUCGACGCCUCCAAUGGGGUAACGGUGCCGGAUCGAGCGCAGUAACACUGAGCUCCUGAGGUUGACGACGAAGAACAUGUCCAAACCACAGUCAUCUUUCUUGGAGGGUCUGGGUUAUCCUUGCGAUGCUGUCGCAGCGAGCGCGGACUGUCUCAUUUGAGACGGAGUUGGUGUACUUUACUCGAAGGAUGGUCCUCAAGCAUGUUGGUGCAGGGUCUCCGAGUAGGGCCACUACAGCCAUUCCCGUCGCUCUAGCAGCGGACCUCCUUGUCUGUCCUUAAAGUAUAACUUGACUGUUAUGACCUCAUAAAGAUUUUCACGAGCAGGCUUCUCCACACUAAAAACUCCAACUCUUCCAUUGUAGAGCCUAUGCACCGGCCUUAAUGAAGGGAUGUGAUGAUGGUCUUGCCUUGAAUUCCAACACAUUCGGACUCCUGCCGCAUCAGGUUAUGACCUAUACCUUUUCUAGUUCCAACCACCUUUCCCACCCCUGUAUUAUCGUGAGAGUGCCGUCCACUGAUCCAUCUGGCUUCAUGGCUGAUCGGAAUACGGACUGUCUACCUUCCCUUUGAAUCCUCACAAGCGUUCGCGUAGGGACAAGCAAUGUUUUGUUGCGACCUGGUGUUGGCAACAAGUCGCGGUUGCAUUAACACGUGGAACUGCGCCUUGUUAUUCCAACGUUGAAAGGCUUGUGGGUGGACCUUUUUGUCACAGUUCAACCAAAUAGGACUUAGUUACGUGUCGUGCCUGCCAUCGUUGGCCAUGUUUUUGCUAUUUUGACCCAAUCGAAAUUUGGAUCCAGAUUGUUGUGCCUUGAUAUUAAUUAUGAUGUGUGGACAAAACGGUCUGACAUAGCGAAGCAUGCGCCAUAGGCAUGCACGUGGACACAUGAAGUAGCACCUUCCUAUUGCCAUCCAUCUUCACUCAUCGUUGCUGGGGAUGACCGUGUUCCUCAUACCGACUGGUCGGUGAAGUGUUUUGGUGGUCGACUUAAAGUGUCCACAGAGGAUGUGCCGAAUCAUCCUCUGAAUGAAUUUCGACAGUAGGGCGGGUUGGAGCGUUGUUGUCAUGGUUGAUUUAAUUGUAGAGCAUUAAAACCAUUCGGGGCGGUUGGUGUGUGUGCAGACGUGCAAGUUUAAAAAAUGCAAACAGUGAAGUUGUGCAAGGUGUCGAGGCUAUUCAACUGACAGUUGCCAUCACCAUGCCUGAAUACAGACCGUAUGUUGCUUCAGUUUAUCCCACUCUACGGCCACAGGGACUGUGGGGGUGGGUUAGCCGAGUUCGGUGAACUCAGUUCACACAGGUUCUGAGGUUGACGUUUUCCGGUCACUAGUGCCUGGGCUAGUCCAGAGUGUUGGACCGGUUAGGCUUAACACGGGGAUGUCACGCCAAAAUGAGCUCCAUCUGAGACAUUCGUCUCUACAGUGUGGGUAGAUGCAAAGGGAUUGGUCAACGUUGGCAGUGUUCCUGUGUGUUUCAUUGCUUUUCCCUCCUAUGUCUCCGGCGGAUGCGACUGUGUCCAGUUAGACAAAUCGGGCUUUAAAGCUCCGUUGACGGUGGGCCAUGCCAGUAGGGCUUGGCAACGUUGCUCGUCAGUAUUCGAGGGUUACAAGCCUCUGCCACCUCGCCUUGACCUCCGCGAUCCGGUUGACUUCACAUGCUGCCUCAAGCACGCUCCAUCAGGCCAAUCAGCUGAGGCCAAACUUUAGUCCGGGUGAUGGAAAGAGCGCACGAAGUGUACAGUUAUGAGAACUCGCUCAUUUAAUGUGCACACUUCUCUUUUUUUUCAGAUACGGGGAUUCUUGUCUCAGUUCUCCGAAGUUCUCCCCUGCACUAGGGCCUUCGCAUCUUGCUCGGCUUGUUCGCAGCCGGUAUGUCUUUUUUUAAAUACUACAGCACUUCGCCGAAAACCUAUUAAGUCUGUACUAGCACUUUGUAGUGCAAAAGGUCGCGCAGGCUGUUAUUUCUUGACCAGGCAGGGGGUAAAACAAUUCGCCGUGUAGUGGGUCUUUAUGGUUUGCUAUAUAGAAGAAGUUUCCGAGCGCUGUGGAUGACCCUGAUGAACUGGAGUUUAGACUCCAACGACGUUACGUUAGACGAAUGUUUUAUGACACGGCCAUCACAUCACCCAAACAUUGCGCUAACACAUCUUGGCAAGAGGGAAUUACCGCAGAUGUGCUGUCACAUGAAACAUUAACCGACACCCUGAAAUGUGUCUUCAAUUCGAAAAGAUCACCUAAGUAGGGUUGUUGUGUUAAUUAUCCGUGUCUCAUAAUACCAAGCUAUUCCAGUCACGGCAGGAUGCUGGCUUUCAAAUGAGCUCCUCCCGCGUAAGCCACUUUCCAUAAUAAUGACUACUUUGGUAGUAUGGGUUUGUUUCCCAUUGAUUUUCGACACUCUUAUGCAUCCAAAUACAUUUCAUAGAGGGCAUGCACAAAAUCUUCUUUUUAUUGACUUUGUCAGCCACCGCACCCCUGACCAUCUUUAUCUGACCAAUGGAAAUGAGGUAGAUGUUUCAAAAAAGUCAAGUUGCACACAGGUCGCUACCGCGCCAUCGAAAUUAUCGCAUCAUCAUCGUCGCCUAAAUCGGCAGUGUCAAACAGGACUAGGGUUUUAGGAAAUAUAAGUAGUAUUAGCCUGUAAGCUCUAUGAACGUUGCGCGCAUCCGAUAGCAAGAAGGCGCUUUUGUCGUUGGGGUUGUUGAAGGUGGUAUGACCGACAACACGAAGAUUUCCAAAUCAGAGGUCAGGAAGGACGGACUGGAUUGGACAACCUUUACUGAUGAGAAGGUGCGUACCAGAGGUCCUGCAAGCCUUUGUCGCCAGCUGUCUCUCCAGGCUCGUUCUCUGUCUGUGUCCGCCGUUGAGGUUAUUGACCCCCCAGUGCAUGUGUGCACCUUUACUCUCUCCCAGUUAGCGUGCGCCAGCCAAUCAGAGAAGGGGCAGCGUUGAUUGGCUUUAAUCUCUCGCGAGGCUAGUGACAAGCCUCGCGCGGCCCCAGCCGCUAAUCGACAGGGAGCGUGAUGCGGACAGGAGGGCAGGUAGACAAGGCGGCGGAGAUCAAGGGAGCGGACGGCCACGAGGCCGUAGAAUCGCGUUACCUACCAAGGUAACCACACUCCAUGCCUUUUUCAUCUAAGAGGCCGCAAUGUGCAGCAAGCCUUUUUGGCUUCUUCAUCGACUUGUUCGCAUUCCUCAACAGCUUAUUCUCAUUGUUUUUAUGGAUCUGUUAUUGGCGGAUUCUGUAAUCUGUUUUAUCCUUAAGUUUGUGCAUUUUGACGUUUCACACUGGACUUGCUUCCCGCCCUUCUCGUUGUGCCUUGCACUUCAGAUCCUAGAUGCCUAUUCCAAAAACGGAUUCGACUUUCUGCUUCGCGUCUUUGAUGAUGCCAGCCACCUGGAGGUGGUGUCCGGUCUACAUCAACUUCAUCUGGAGACCACGUUCAAUGAUGUGCGUUACUUUCUGAUGAUAAUUCUCGAAAGUUUUAUAAAUAUCGUUCCUUUCGAAACGUUAGCUUACUUAAAAUGUUUAGUUUUCAAGUUUAUCCUUAACUCAGUUUGUCCAACCUUUAACACCCUGCGAACCAUCCGAAGCUGAACAGGUCUGUUGAGCGCAUUCGUUCGAUCCUAUGUGAGCUGCAUUCCUAGUUGGUAUAUCAUCCAGUCUCAUCAUUGGUAUAGCAUUUUUGCAGCGUUUUACUGCUCCACCCAACUCAUCUUUGAAAUUUUUUACUACUUAAGAAACUGGUGGGAGGUCUAGGGUGAUGACUGGUAGUAAUUGGGGUCGAUUUUUCGGACAUUUUGCGUCACGGGACCACUAUUCACCGUUAACCCUAACUUGCCCACUCGUUAGAAAUAUCCGAUUACCGUUGUAUCCAGCUGGCCCUGGACCGGCAUAGUUGAAGCCGAAUAAGGAUCACUUGCACAAGGAUUAUAAAACUGCCGAACGCAUAGAUGGAAGAAAACGCAAAUUAUAGGCCCCUUAGCGUUCAGGAAUUGUUUUCUGACCUUCCCAACGCGUCACGCCCAGCCAGUUGCCAAAACGUUCGGUGGGACAUGGUCAUAUUGUAAGUGGCUUUACGCUAAACUCCAGAGCCGGGAUUAGGUUUCGCGUCCAAGUUUGCACACGGAAACAGGUAUCCCUGGAAUCCAGCAAAAGGCCACCUGUAGUACAGGGCGUACCUAUUUCCGUGUCCAAUCGAAAAUUCCAUGUCUGGUUGUUCUUAGCUUUGUUUUCUCGCCAUCCCUCUCCCACCAUUUUAUAAACUGUUCCAAAUUCGUGUCCCGGGAUUUGUCAGCCUACUCAUGGCCAUACAUCUAGUCCAUCGCCUCCGCAAAGAUCCAUUCCUAAUGGAGGUUGACCUGUUCGUUACAGAGCUCUCUUUGGACCUGUCAGAUUGUGAAUAAUACCAGCGCAAUUCUCACAGCAUUUGUGACCAUUCUUACAAGGACGGCUUAUUACUUCACUUGGCGGGUGCACAAAAUAUGAUUUUAACAAUGAUGAGCUUCCUCCUAGGCCACGGCUUUAAAUUACCUCAUAAGGCGGGGCGUACGAGUUUGGUGCUGGUAGACCCUUCGGAUUAAGUACUUAACGCACUCCGAGGUAUUACCAGUGAGUGCAAACUAUGCCUACAUUACGAUUGGCUGGGUGAAUUUUACAGAACCAACCGGCGAUCGUUACAGGCGCUCACCACACUUACUCACUGUCAAUACCUUAUCAGGUAUAAUUGUUUGCCUCUCCAACAAUACAUUCGAUGGUAGACCAUCGCUCAAGCAGUGUACACACUUUUCGACAAUUACUGGAACCAGAAUGUUCCCUUCUCUCCAAAACUGGAUUUAAGGAAAACGCAUAGUUCCGUGAAGCGUCCUCAUGGACAUUCAAGGCACAUCAAAGGCCAUUCGAUUCGUUACUAUGUCUACUUAAAAGUCCAGUCAAAACGCUAUGUACGAUGUAUUCGUAAAAUGGCGCACCGGGCCGUCCGGCUGAAACUCCUCCACCAAAAUUUUUCUCCGUUAAAUUUUCACUUUUGGUUUGUGUUAAUGACGCCGAUUCCCAGCAAUACAGGUUCUUCUUAAUCCUCAUGUGUAUGUCUGAGUUUACCAUGACUUUUGUCAUCACAUUUUAGGUUCUUGUUCUCAGCGACAAUGACGACGACGACGAUUGA